AGAAGCUUAGUCGCCGCGGAAGCUCUGGGGACGCCCAGGGGAGCGCGCGCGGGUUCUCAAGGAAGCUCAAGCCCCGGCAGGACGGCGGCUGCAGCCAGGCGGGAAGGAGCCGGCCCGGCCCUCGGCGUUGGAGCCAGCCUGCCGGACUGCGCCUGUGGUCGCGGGUGUCCCCACGGCGGUGCGCAGCGAUUGGCGCGGGACCAAGGCCUCCCGGCGUGACGAGUGGGGGACCCGAAGGCCUGUGCCCCACGCCCGCAGCUGCGAGGCUCUACCCCGCAUCUUCUGCCACUCGCAGGCGCUCCGGACCUCCAGGCCCUGGGUGGAUUCUGCUGAUCCUGUACCCCCUUUCGGAGCAACGAAAAUUUCAAUUUGGGAUUUUCCUGGCUAAUCAAGAGCCUAGAAUCUUUUUGCUCAAUGCUGGAUUUAAAACGUUUAUAUUUUUGAGCGACUUGGGUUUUUUCCUCUUUGAUUUUUGAUCUUCGUUUUCGUGACAGUCCCUCCCCUCGUACAUUAUUGUCGCUUUCUCCCCCCGCCUUGCUCCUUGACCUGCGAGGGAGAGGGAGGACUCGGAAGCUCGCGGGGCGAUGUACCAGAGCCUGGCCAUGGCCGCCAACCACGGCCCCCCGCCCGGGGCCUACGAGACCGGCGGCCCCGGCGCCUUCAUGCAUGGCGCGGGCGCUGCGUCCUCGCCGGUCUACGUGCCCACGCCGCGGGUGCCCUCCUCGGUGCUGGGCCUGUCCUACCUCCAGGGCGGAGGCGGGGCCGCCGCGUCCGGAGCGGCCUCGGGAGGCAGCGCGAGUGCGGCCCCGUCGGGUGCGGGGCCCGGGACCCAGCAGGGCAGCCCGGGCUGGAGCCAGGCGGGAGCCGAGGGAGCUGCCUACACCCCACCGCCAGUGUCGCCGCGCUUCUCCUUCCCGGGGACCACAGGGUCCCUGGCGGCCGCCGCAGCCGCCGCCGCCGCCCGGGAAGCCGCGGCCUACAGCAGCGGCGGCGGGGCGGCGGGCGCGGGCCUGGCGGGCCGCGAGCAGUACGGGCGCGCCGGCUUCGCGGGCUCCUACUCCAGCCCCUACCCGGCCUACAUGGCUGACGUGGGCGCGUCCUGGGCCGCGGCCGCCGCCGCCUCCGCCGGCCCCUUCGACAGCCCCGUCCUCCACAGCCUGCCCGGCCGGGCCAACCCCGCCGCCCGACACCCCAAUCUCGUAGAUAUGUUUGACGACUUCUCGGAAGGCAGAGAGUGUGUCAACUGUGGGGCCAUGUCCACCCCACUCUGGAGGCGAGAUGGGACGGGACACUAUCUGUGCAACGCCUGCGGCCUCUACCACAAGAUGAACGGCAUCAACCGGCCACUCAUCAAACCCCAGCGCCGUCUGUCUGCCUCCCGCCGAGUGGGCCUCUCCUGUGCCAACUGCCAGACGACCACCACCACGCUGUGGCGCCGCAAUGCGGAGGGCGAGCCCGUGUGCAACGCCUGCGGCCUCUACAUGAAGCUCCACGGCGUCCCCAGGCCUCUUGCGAUGCGGAAAGAGGGGAUUCAGACGAGAAAACGGAAGCCCAAGAACCUUAAUAAAUCUAAGACACCAGCAGGUCCUCCGGGCAGUGAGAGCCUUCCUCCCAGCAGCAGCGCCUCCAGCAACUCCAGCAACGCCCCCAGCAGCAGCAGCAGCAGCGAAGAGAUGCGCCCCAUCAAGACAGAGCCCGGCCUGCCGUCCCACUACGGACACAGCAGCUCCAUGUCCCAGACGUUCUCGGUCAGCACGAUGUCCGGCCACGGGCCCUCCAUCCACCCGGUCCUCUCGGCCCUGAAGCUCUCCCCACAAGGCUAUGCGUCUCCCGUCAGCCAGUCCCCGCAGGGCAGCUCCAAGCAGGACUCUUGGAACAGCCUGGUCUUGGCUGACAGUCACGGGGACAUAAUCACUGCGUAAUCUCCCCUUCUUCCCUCCUAAAUUCCUGCACGGACCUGGGACUUGGAGGACAGCAGAGAUCCAGGCUCGGGCUCCUCUGCCUGAGAAUGACUCCAGAAGAACAACUGGGAAGAAACUUGAAGUCACCGAUCUGGUUGGGGCAGUGGGUGCUGGAUUUUCUCGGAUGCCUUUUCAAGGUGGGGGACUGGGAAGAGCCCAGACUCUGACACAGAAGAGCCCACCCUCCACCGCGAGCACACGACGUCUCUCCAUGCCUUGCAUGGGAGACUUCUCUCCCAUUCUCCCCCCGCCCUGUCUCUGAUGAGAGACAUGAUGUCCUUCUCCCCUGCUCUUUCACUGCUGUGGCCUGAGACGGUGGUUUCUCCAUCGGGUUCCCGUUGCCCAGGAUCUGAGGGUGGGGAGGGGCAGGGGCCUGGGACCCCUGCUCCGUCCGGCCUGAAGGAGGGCACCUGUUUGACACGUGCGUGGAUGUGACAGCCUCUUGGGCGACCCUGCCCUUGCCCAACACUCCCCUUGAGGCAUGGAACGUCCCCGCGUCCCCCCUGCCAAAUCUGACUCCACGAUAUUGUGCGUAAGGUAACACAGAUGUUACUGAACGCUUCCUGGGGAGAUGGGGGCCACUUCACCCGCCACAUCACAGAGCUUCGUCCAAACGCGGCUUGGCACCUUCACCCCCAGGCUCCUCCCCUGCUGUGGGCUUGAUCCUUUGCUCCGUCCUCUCUCCACUUCCAAGGCCUUUUAAAUAAAAAUCCCUCCCACUGUUCUGAGCGAUUCAGCUCUGCCUUCAGCUUGGACGCGUCUCUCCCUUGGCAAAGCAAGAGCUCAGUAGUUUAGCUGGACAGCACCCCCUUCAGUCUGUGCCCCAACAUCCUUCCUUCACCCCGCCACACACUGAGGGGUCCUGCUGCUCAAGCCUGGCAAACACUCUCCUAACCCUCGAGACCCUUCUGGAGAGGUGUCUGGUGAACACCACGUGCUUGGGGGCAGGGGCUUUUCGAGGACUUGCUCAGGGGCUCUCAGAUCCUGCCGGGGCUGCUGUUCUUCUGCGGAGACGGCCUCUCGGCCAGACGGCGGCCCGAGGCCCCAAGUGCUCAGGCUUUGGGUCCUUUUUCCAGCAGAAAUCUUUUGUCCAGGAGGCAAAAAGCCAGAGAUUUUGCAACAGAAAUUCAAAGCAAACAAUUGCAAUAAAACCCAUGGAAAGAAAGAAGACACUAGAAGAUGCUGAGGGUGGGCCUGGGGAGAGUCUCCAGCGCUGCCCCUUCUGGAAUUGGCCGCCUUCUCCUCCGCACGGUGCUCAGUUCCUGCCAGGAUACUGGGGCUCACGAAGACUGUUCCACGUCCUUGUUAUCAGCAGAGCUGUGGCUGACUGUGGCGUUACUACGCCCACCCAAAACACCCAGCCCCCCACUCCAAAAUCCUACUGGCUGUAGCAGAGAAUAUCUUUAAACCAAGAUUCUGUUUUAAUCAUCAUUUACAUUGUUUUCUUCCUGAAGGCCACCUCAUAUACCCUCCCUACCCCACAAACCUGUUAACAUUGUCUUAAGGUGAAAUGGCUGUAAAAUCAGUAUUUAACUAAUAAAUUUAUCUGUAUUCCUC
This is a messenger RNA of Propithecus coquereli (Coquerel's sifaka), 3518 nucleotides long. It is a transcript of the gene GATA4, whose product is annotated as GATA binding protein 4. Gene Ontology annotation, biological process: positive regulation of transcription by RNA polymerase II; cell fate commitment; negative regulation of transcription by RNA polymerase II. Gene Ontology annotation, cellular component: nucleus. Lineage: Eukaryota; Metazoa; Chordata; Mammalia; Primates; Indriidae. The coding region runs from base 585 to 1922 and encodes 445 amino acids. Gene Ontology annotation, molecular function: DNA-binding transcription factor activity, RNA polymerase II-specific; RNA polymerase II cis-regulatory region sequence-specific DNA binding; zinc ion binding. The record is from RefSeq and is a predicted model, not a curated record. The transcript is spliced from 7 exons.